Pomacea canaliculata is the source of this 5844-nucleotide messenger RNA. RefSeq lists its product as uncharacterized. The coding region runs from base 465 to 1571 and encodes 368 amino acids. The record is from RefSeq and is a predicted model, not a curated record. The transcript has 15 exons. Gene Ontology annotation, molecular function: DNA binding. Lineage: Eukaryota; Metazoa; Mollusca; Gastropoda; Architaenioglossa; Ampullariidae.
GGCUGCCUCUACUGUGGUGACUUCACUGUUGCAAUGAUGGCCGCUCUAUCUCAUGGCUCUUCCGGAUCCUUAGAUGGGCGAUCGAUAGCACAUGCCUAUACUAUUCUUUCCCCCUGUGGUACGUUUAAGUUUGUGUGAUCAAGGUCCAGCGAUGCAAUACCACAAACCACUGGUCUGCGGACUACAUUGGUGCUGUCGUACUGACCGCCAAUGCCAACCUCAAGAAGAACUACAUCCACUUUUUCAAGAACAAAUAUAUGAAAGGCUUUAUUGGGAAGUACACUGGAGGAGAUAGUAUGGCAUAAGGCUGGAAUCUUUAAGUUGAGUGCUAGUAAGCAAUCCAAGGCUGGAAUCACAGGUAUUACAGUGCCACAGACUGACUUGGCUCUAGAUGUGAUCCUGAAGCGCUCUCAGGAGAUUGGGUGUCCCUUAUACGUGGCUGAACCUUAACUGCAGAAGAUCUGAUGGCUUACAAGUUGACGCUAGGGAUCGCUGGGGACAGACAGGUGUUUAAUGCAGGAUUAGCUGUUCAUCUUUGCCAGGUGUGGCUGAACAGCAGAAAUCCAGGUCUCAGAGGUCAGAUAUACCACUUGAAAAACCAACCACAAGUGACAUCUAUCUCCAACAUUCCUCGUUUAAACAAACAUCAGCUUACGAGAGAGAUGAUAACUGGUCUGUCCCAGUGUAGUUGGCCUGGUUGUAAUCAGACAGAUCAGACAGUUCGUAAACCAGGUGUUACUACCUUGAUGGUGCACACACCACUGACAGCAUGCAGGAAGAGUGGGGCUAGCCUACUGCUUCACCUCCAGCGACCUCGACAAGUUCAGACUGUCGGCUUAGAGCAUUCUCCAUGGAAAAAAGCGGACUCUAUCUAUGAGAGCAUUGCAUGGGAAGCUGUUGGCCAGCAAGACCCUCAUGUCUUUCCUGAAGGCAUCUGUGAUUACUGUGAGGAGGAGGAGGAGGAGCUGUCUGCAGAUUAUGACAUGACUGCACCCUAUGCUCCUUUCCCUUUCGGGCAAAUUCCAACAAGCACCUUAUUGCCAAAUUUGAUGAAGGUAAUAUUAGAUGUCCAGAGCCUGACAUCACUGUCCUCCCACACCAAGAUUUCCAGCAGCAGUGGAUGUUCUGGAAGAGGCGGCUUGGCAUCAUCUUCUUCUGACAGCUCAUCUAAAGGCAGCAUUAAUUGUGGCAGCAGACACAGUCAAGAAAAUCUGCCAUUGGUGCCAUCAUCAUCUCUGCAGACAUUACGAUCCUUUGAUCGUGAAGUGAAAGAACUUGAAGAUAGACUUGUAUUUCCUCAAAAAUGUCUAGUGUUUCAGCCAAGCCAAGAAGAUCGACACAUCAUCUUCCAGGGAGAUGUUUUUCACUGGAGCAGUGGCCAGUGGGCUAAGCAAAACCCAGAAGACCCAAUUCCAGGGGGGACACAGACAACACUCCGGGAUGAGCAGCGACAGCUGCUUGAGGAAGAGUUUCAGAGGACGCACUACCUCGGGGUGGCUGUCCGCGAGGAACUGGCCAGACAGACCGAACUGUCGGCCAUAGGUUUUCGGGAAGGCACAGUAAACCCGUAAAAAGCCUAGUCCACUACUUGUUAACCAAACAGCCCUGUCCAUGUAGUGAAAUCCAGGUGGUCUUGUGGAUGGUUUUGUGUGGAAAAACUGUGCCUCCGACAGUCAAUCUAAAAAUAGGCCAUUGAACAAGCAGAAGUCUGUGAGCAGCUCCCCAUAUUCGUUGCAGUUUCCAAAUGAACCAAAAAAUAAAGGAAAGAAAGAAUCAAACAAACAAAGAAAAUGUUGAUAAACGAGCGUCUUUAAGUGGCAUCUAAUUACAUCUCAUUUAUCGACACACACAUUCUGACGGCUUGUCUGCCCCUGCUUGUUGCAGAACGCGACACGACCACUCACGAGCCUCGUCGAGCCUCAUCACACAGAGGAAGAGUCCUUCCAGAACGCGACAGGACCACUCCAAAGCCUCGUCGAUCCUCAUCACCCAGAGGAAGAGUCCUUCCAGGUGUGUAUAUUUCCACAAUGUUUAUUUUUACAAUGUGUAUUUAUUAGCAAUAUAUAGGGGGGAAGUAUUUAUAUAACUAUAAUAAACACGGUAUUCAUCAGCAGUUGUAACAUGUGUGGUGUGUUCGAGAACUAUAUAUAUGUAUAUGGAAUUUAUGAAGAAUAUUCUUUUUAAGGCCGUUUUUAACUACACUACUGGCAUCAUUUCAGGAGGCAAGAAAUAUUGAACACUAUAUUUCGUAGUAGGGACCUGUAAAGAAUGCGCAAGUCCGACGUCAGGUCGUGACAAUCAUGAAUCUUCGUUCAUCAUCAUCACCAAAAUAAAUCAACCAUAAUCAUCAUCAUCAUCAUCAUGAUGCACGAGGGUAUGCUCUUUUAACCUCCUCCCAGGAGGCAAGAAAUAUUGAACACCAUAUUUCGUAGUAGGGACCUGUAAAGAAUGCGCAAGUCCGACGUCAGGUCGUGACAAUCAUGAAUCUUCGUUCAUCAUCAUCACCAAAAUAAAUCAACCAUAAUCAUCAUCAUCAUCGUCAUGAUGCACGAGGGUAUGCUCUUUUAACCUCCUCCCAGGAGGCAAGAAAUAUUGAACACCAUAUUUCGUAGUAGGGACCUGUAAAGAAUGCGCAAGUCCGACGUCAGGUCGUGACAAUCAUGAAUCUUCGUUCAUCAUCAUCACCAAAAUAAAUCAACCAUAAUCAUCAUCAUCAUCGUCAUGAUGCACGAGGGUAUGCUCUUUUAACCUCCUCCCAGAACGCGACAGGACCACUCCAAAGCCUCGUCGAGCCUCAUCACCCAGAGGAAGAGUCCUUCCAGGAGGCAAGAAAUAUUGAACACUAUAUUUCGUAGUAGGGACCUGUAAAGAAUGCGCAAGUCUGACGUCAGGUUUUGACAAUCAUGAAUCUUCGUUCAUCAUCAUCACCAAAAUAAAUCAACCAUAAUCAUCAUCAUCAUCAUCAUGAUGCACGAGGGUAUGCUCUUUUAACCUCCUUCCAGGAGGCAAGAAAUAUUGAACACCAUAUUUCGCAGUAGGGACCUGUAAAGAAUUUAUCGACACACACAUUCUGACGGCUUGUCUGCCCCUGCUUGUUGCAGAACGCGACAGGACCACUCCAAAGCCUCGUCGAUCCUCAUCACCCAGAGGAAGAGUCCUUCCAGGUGUGUAUAUUUCCACAAUGUUUAUUUUUACAAUGUGUAUUUAUUAGCAAUAUAUAGGGGGGAAGUAUUUAUAUAACUAUAAUAAACACGGUAUUCAUCAGCAGUUGUAACAUGUGUGGUGUGUUCGAGAACUAUAUAUAUGUAUAUGGAAUUUAUAAAGAAUAUUAUUUUUAAGGCCGUUUUUAACUACACUACUGGCAUCAUUUCAGGAGGCAAGAAAUAUUGAACACCAUAUUUCGUAGUAGGGACCUGUAAAGAAUGCGCAAGUCCGACGUCAGGUCGUGACAAUCAUGAAUCUUCGUUCAUCAUCAUCACCAAAAUAAAUCAACCAUAAUCAUCAUCAUCAUCAUCAUGAUGCACGAGGGUAUGCUCUUUUAACCUUCUCCCAGGUGUGUAUAUUUCCACAAUGUUUAUUUUUACAAUGUGUAUUUAUUAGCAAUAUAUAGGGGGGAAGUAUUUAUAUAACCAUAAUAAACACGGUAUUCAUCAGCAGUUGUAACAUGUGUGGUGUGUUCGAGAACUAUAUAUAUGUAUAUGGAAUUUAUGAAGAAUAUUCUUUUUAAGGCCGUUUUUAACUACACUACUGGCAUCAUUUCAGGAGGCAAGAAAUAUUGAACACCAUAUUUCGUAGUAGGGACCUGUAAAGAAUGCGCAAGUCCGACAUUAUUAUUUUUCUUAUUAUUAUUAUUGGUGAUUAUUCUGAAUUUCUUUAUCAGAAACCCUCAUAAAGCCAGUAACUAAGGCUCUAACGUCAUAGAGGAACCAAUUUUGUAAAUAGUUGAAGCAUGCAGAAAAUGAAAACAGCAUGCCUGGGUAGUCUUUAAUUAUUUGCAGCAAAACCCAGAAUAGCCAGAGCCAGAGAGGAGUGAUUCUGCCCCAUCAAAGAGAGGGAAGAAGAAUAUGAAAAAAGGAGGAAAACAAAGCAUUCUUCUCGUUAACGGCAAGUCUGACAUCAACACUUCCAGUGGAGAUUCUUCAAGACCUCCAUCUGCAAGUACAUAAAAUUUGCCACCAAACCGUGCUUCAAUAUCAAGCUGCCGAAAAGGCUUCAUCUCCCCUUCCUGGAGACUGGUUAAAAGCCUAGUCCACUAGUUGUUAACUAAACAGCCCUGACUUCAGUGUUGUUGACUGUUAACAGUGUUGUUAAUUAUAUUCUUGUCAUUAGAAUUGAAACUUCAUUAUUGAAUCUGUUGUAAUUAGGUGUGUGGGCGCAUGCAAGAUGAAUGCAUGAACAAGAUAGAGAGCCAUUGCGCGCAGGACCCACGUAACCGUCAAUUACAGUACAACAAGGACAUAACUGGAGCUUUCAGAGAGAGACAGGAAAAAAGAUGGCAAAUAAUAAUCAGUGAGUAAAAGUACAUUUCACUCUGGCAUAAGUCGAAAGCGAUAGCGAACUAAUAUUCACUCUGAGCGAACCCCUACUACAUUUACAUAUGCUAAUAUCUCCUACGACGAUAGAUUUAAAAAACCUCAGUCUUUAGAGAUUGAAUUAAUAAUAAUCGUUUAAAAGGUCGUUUUUAACUAGAAUUCGGAACAUAGGUGGGAAGAGAAAACUGGAUACAACAUAUGAAUUUUGCCUUGCGGUACUCAAUACUGUUCAAUGCUAGUACAUUUAAAGAAUUUGAUUGCCCUGUGUUUACCGCUAGGAUGGCUUAUGUGUCUAUUGCAUCUCUAGAGUGAAAUUGGCUUUGUGGACAUUUUGUGCAUACCGGUAGAUUUGGACUGGAUACAUAGUGCAGUUUAAUGCGAGACAAAUUAGAAAAAUGUGUUUGAUAGUAAUGCUUACCUGUUUACUGAAAUAGUCUUCAUUUGUUGAAUUAGUGCUUACACUUUGAAGUGUUUACUACUGUGUUAACUCAAGGAUUUUUAUUUCCUCUUGGUGUUACGAAUCAUUGUGCAGGCACGUUGGGAAGUAGUAAUUACAUUUCUAUCCUGAUUGUGUGAAUGAUUAGGAGUGUAAAUAUUUUGUUCUUUUUAGGAUCACUUUUCCGACCUUUUGAAAGUGCAUUUUUUUGUGAAUACGGAAGGGUAACUAGUGUAGUACAGAUGUGCAGACCAAAUGUUUUUUUUAAUUAAGGUGACUACAAAAAUCUGCACUAUUUCAUAAAACAUAAAAAAAAAUUUUUACCUCAGGUGCCUGGCCUUGAUUGAAGAUGAGGAUAAUAAUGAUGUCACAGUUUUUAAUUUCAGUUUCUUGUAAGUCUCUUUUUUCCAUCAGAAAAUAGGUGAUGAACUGGUUGCAGGGGUGGGGGCGAGGAAAGGGAAUUAGCACAAAGUUGUUUGGUAUACAGAGGUUGAUACAGUGCAGCAAAAAGCUGGAUAAUCCAAGAUGAUUUUCCAAAAAUGAAUAAAACAAGGUAUACAGCAGUUCAGCAUUCCAAAUUCCAACGAGGAAACGUAGCUGCACAAUUCUGCCAUAAUACUGCAGUAAAUUCCAGGAAAUUCACAGGGCACAGAAACACAGUUGUCACCUCCUUGAAAUAUGCUAGCAUUUAGUUUUGUUCUCUCUGCUUCUACCCCGACUCUUUCUGUUGCUGUUUUUUUCGAUGAUGUUAUCUGAAGCCUUCAUUCACCCAUUGUUCUUCUGUACAGCUUCUGAAGAUAAUAAAAUAUGGGAAAAUUGGGAUUUGUAAAUUAAAGAAGGUUAAUAGGUUUACAGAUUAAAAACAGAUUAAAAGAA